Messenger RNA from Stylonychia lemnae, 828 nucleotides. The record is from the annotation of a GenBank genome assembly. Lineage: Eukaryota; Ciliophora; Spirotrichea; Sporadotrichida; Oxytrichidae.
AUGAUAAAAAGCAUUGUAAAAACUUAAUUCAAACACUUUAGCACUCUAUAGUAAAAGUAACCUAAAAAACUUAGAAUUCUAUCAUUGCAUGGCUAUAACAAUACUAAAGAAAUCGCAGAGUAUCAGAGUAAAUAAUUCAGGAAAGUUUUUGAAAAUGUAGCAGAUUUCUCAUUUAUUGAUGCUCCCUACUUUAUUACAAACGACUCUCCUCAUAAAGCCUUGCUUUCCUUAGGGUUCUAACCACCAUUUAGGUCCUGGUUUCAAUUACGUAAAGUAGAAGCCGAGCUUUAACAAAAUAUGAUUAAUAAUAAAUACAAUGAAGUCUUUGGGGUUGAAAAGAGUAUAAAUUUGAUUGUUGAAGAAAUUAAUUAAAAAGGUCCGUUUGAUGGAUUUAUGACGUUUAGUCAGGGUUCACUGAUGUUCAGGUAUUUUUAUCGUGUAGCGAUGGACAUUGCAAUACAUGAAUAAUUAGUAAAGAUAGAAGAGAUGCCCAAGUUUCUAAUCUCAAUAGGAGGUGUAUUUUUUUCGGACAAGAAAGUAAAUUACAAGGAUUAGAAAUUUAAGCAGGACGAUUAUAUUUUCCCAAUCGAUUCAAUACAUAUUAAUGGGAUUAAGGAUGAAUUCAUGGACAUUUUAAAUGAAAGUGGAUAGUUUUAAAAUCCAAUUGUUAUCAAUCAUUAAGGAGGUCAUAGCUUCCCUAAGAAGAUGGUAGAUAAAGAUUUUUAGCAAAUGCUAUAAUUUAUGAAGAAGCAAUAUGAAAGAAAAUUUUAAUCCCUCAAUAAUUUCAAUAUAGAUUAUGACUCAUUAGACUUUGUUGUGAAAGAAUGA